Messenger RNA from Raphanus sativus (radish), 651 nucleotides. RefSeq names its product glutathione S-transferase T3-like. The record is from RefSeq and is a predicted model, not a curated record. The transcript has a single exon. The annotation marks the transcript as partial. NCBI's taxonomy places the organism in Eukaryota, Viridiplantae, Streptophyta, Magnoliopsida, Brassicales, Brassicaceae.
AUGGCUAAUAACUCGUCAAGCUAUGUUAACCUACUACAGAGUCAACUUCCAGUUGAUCUUGAUGCAGCCGAACCUUUAUGGUUCGGUAGCGAAGGUCCUGAUGAGGCUUAUGUGAUGUCUGGUAGCGAAGUGCCUGAAGCAUCUGGUGUGAAGUCAACUCCCCAACAAUCUGAGAGAAGGAAAUGGUCUCCCAAAGAGGAUAUAAUCCUCAUUGGGGCAUGGCUUAACACCAGUAAAGACCCGAUCGUCAACAAUGAGCAGAAAGGUGGAGCAUUUUGGAAGCGGAUUGUGGAGUACUACAACGCAAGCCCUCUGUUGGUUGGGACGCAACCGAGAGUCCUCCAUUCUUGCAAGCAGCGGUGGUCUCGGAUUAACGACCACGUUGCAAAGUUUUCUGGUUGCUAUGAUCGUGCUCUUCGCCAGCAAAGAAGUGGUCAGAAUGAUGACGAUGUGAUGAAGGCUGCUUUAGAUUCUUUCUUCAAUAUUAUGAACAUAAAGUUCACCAUGGAUCACUGCUGGAGGGAGCUGAGGUAUGACCAGAAAUGGUGCUCACUGGUUCAGGGUAAGGACACUGUUAAGGAGAAGCGCAAAGUGGUGGACCUCGAUGGAGAAGAAGCGGCUGUGGGAGAAGAAGAGGCUAGACCUCCCGGG